AUGUCUUUUAUCCUCAUUCAACAUGUGGUAUUGGCCCUUGCCGCGCUGAUACAUAAUGUUCAAGCCCAGUGUCCAGAUUUCAACGCGGGUUUCGAUCAGAAUAAGGUGGUCUCUCAGGCACAGCUACUGUCGUCUCACAGCUGGGAAUUUGGCACUUGUGCUGAAGCACUUUUGGAAUUGUACGACGCCGACCUGUCUGUAUUCUCCUCUAGUGCUUUCCCUAAUGGUCAACUACCUCGGCCAGAUACAAGGAUAGCCUCACUAUCAUACGCAAUGCCGCGCAUUUCGCUUUCUGGAAACACCCUCGUAGGCAGCGAUGGCGCUGCAGGAGACCCAUGCUCAUUGGGAGUCAGCGCACUUCUCAUUGGCCAAACGAAUGGAGACUAUUACAACGCUGCGGAGCGCCAGAAGGGGCACAUUCUAAACACGGUUCCUCGAUUUGCGAACGGCGCCAUCUCACAUCGUGAAAACGACAUCGAAGCCUGGUCCGAUUUUAUCUUUAUGGCUCCUCCCUUCCUAGCCUACACUGCCGUCCGUGACAACGACUUAGGUCUAAUGCAACAAGCGGUUUCGCAGUGCUCCUUGUACCGGGGGAUCCUACAACCUUCCGGCUCGACUUGGCAGCAUAUCGUUCCCGGCCCAAGUGGGACUACAGAUCGCGGAAUUUGGAGUACAGGCAAUGGUUGGGCCGCUAUGGGCAUGGCACGAGUACUCGCUACUAUCAUGCAUUGGCCAAAUGGCGCAUCCAACCUUGGACAGCAACAGAACCAGCUUACAGGUUGGAUUAAGGAGAUAGUAGAUGGAGCGCGCAAUGCAGGCCGUGACUCUAGUGGGCUGCUACGAAAUUAUCUGCCAGACAAUAGCUGGUUUGGCGAGACUAGCGGGACCGCAUUAUCGGCUCAGAUUGAUCUGAUUGAGUUGAUUCAUAUCACUGCCGCGUUGCUGGCUGCCGUUGUGUACCGCAUGGCCGUACUGGCGCCAGGAACGUUCACCAGGGACUAUGUCAACUGGGCUGAUGACAGUCGUCGGGCAGUGGCGUCCCAUAUCGACUCUAGUGGUAUACUGUCGCCUGCAGUGAAUCCAACAGACUGGUUGAAUAGAACACCAUUCAAGACAGGAUCUCCAGAGGGUCAGAGUUUCGGUGCUAUGCUGUACGCGUCGUACAGGGACUGUGUGUGCGCUGGAAAAUGCUCGUAG
Zasmidium cellare ATCC 36951 is the source of this 1197-nucleotide messenger RNA. RefSeq lists its product as uncharacterized. The transcript is spliced from 2 exons. NCBI's taxonomy places the organism in Eukaryota, Fungi, Ascomycota, Dothideomycetes, Mycosphaerellales, Mycosphaerellaceae. The coding region runs from base 1 to 1197 and encodes 398 amino acids. The record is from RefSeq and is a predicted model, not a curated record. Gene Ontology annotation, biological process: carbohydrate metabolic process.